Ophidiomyces ophidiicola is the source of this 1374-nucleotide messenger RNA. It is a transcript of the gene PCT1, whose product is annotated as choline-phosphate cytidylyltransferase. Bases 1 to 1374 code for a protein of 457 amino acids. Gene Ontology annotation, cellular component: nuclear envelope. NCBI's taxonomy places the organism in Eukaryota, Fungi, Ascomycota, Eurotiomycetes, Onygenales, Onygenaceae. Gene Ontology annotation, molecular function: choline-phosphate cytidylyltransferase activity; phosphatidylcholine binding. The transcript has 4 exons. Gene Ontology annotation, biological process: CDP-choline pathway. The record is from RefSeq and is a predicted model, not a curated record.
AUGUCCUCGCCGUCGUCCUCGGCCGGGAAGCGGAAACGCAGGGCUUCCCACCUCCACGUCCCCGACGUCCCCAACCCGUCCCCGGACCUGCUCCAGGCGUCCUCGCGCGACGCAUCCGGCGAAGAAGGCGACGACUCUGGCUUUGUGAAGCCCAAAAAGCCCUCUGACGCGUCCACCCACCCGCCCUCCAAACGCCCUCGCACCAGAGCCACAACAGCUUCGGCCGCCGGCCAGCACCGCGACGAUGCCGGCUCAAUUGAUACCCGGGACCCCGGCGAGCCGUCGGAGACCACAGAGGAGAGUGCUGAUAAUGAGCGUCGCGUGAGGCGUCGAUCCAGCGCGUCCCGGCACUCGUCGGCGAAUUCUCGGGAUGAGCGAAUGAGUCUGCCUGCCAAAGAUGGUCUGCUGCAUCCAGCUGGAUAUCGCACGAACCCUCCUCCGGAGGGCCGUCCGGUGCGAGUGUACGCCGAUGGGGUGUUUGAUUUGUUUCAUCUUGGCCAUAUGCGACAGCUUGAGCAGGCCAAGAAGGCUUUUCCUGAUACGUAUCUCAUCGUUGGUGUGACUGGUGAUAAUGAGACGCAUAAGCGAAAGGGCUUAACGGUUUUGAACGAGGCUGAGAGGGCUGAAACGGUUCGUCAUUGUAAAUGGGUGGAUGAAGUCAUACCAGACUGCCCCUGGAUUGUGAGUCCGGAGUUUUUGGAUGAGCAUCAGAUCGACUAUGUCGCCCACGACGAUAUUCCCUACGGUGCGGAUGAAGGUGACGAUAUCUAUGCUCCGGUGAAGCGGGCCGGAAAGUUCUUGGUCACUCAACGGACUGAGGGCGUCAGUACUACAGGAAUCAUCACAAAGAUUGUGCGAGACUACGAAAAAUAUAUUGCUCGGCAGCUCAAACGUGGCACUUCAAGACAAGAACUCAACGUUUCUUGGCUGAAAAAGAACGAGCUUGAAAUAAAAAGACAUGUCUCGGAGCUCCGUGACACCAUCAGAAACAGCUGGUCUUCCACCGGCCAGGAAUUAGGCAAAGAACUUCGCCUCCUCUGGCAGACCAGCCGCGCUCAUAGCCCUGCACGUCGGAGCUUUGACUUCUCCCAGAACGGCUCUCCAGGAAACAACAUCUUUGGAUUUGGAGGCAGCAGGGUUAGUCUCAAUACAAACCAGUCAGAUAAUCCUGGACUAGGCAGAAGCGAGGAUUUUGCCACGGGAUAUAGUUUGGGAUUGAUUGGCGGAGUUCGUUCAUGGAUGAUGCGCAGCCGCACUUCGCUCCGUGACACUUUGAGCCAUCCUACAUCCCCGUCUGCCAGUGAUGAAGACCGUCCCGUCAUAGACGAGUCCACCGCUAAUCCGCCCAGUACUGCGAAGGCUACGGCAACCUAG